This is a messenger RNA of Xyrauchen texanus (razorback sucker), 3419 nucleotides long. It is a transcript of the gene specc1, whose product is annotated as sperm antigen with calponin homology and coiled-coil domains 1. Gene Ontology annotation, biological process: actin cytoskeleton organization. Gene Ontology annotation, molecular function: protein binding. NCBI's taxonomy places the organism in Eukaryota, Metazoa, Chordata, Actinopteri, Cypriniformes, Catostomidae. Gene Ontology annotation, cellular component: filamentous actin; microtubule organizing center. The record is from RefSeq and is a predicted model, not a curated record.
GCUCGAGCAUCUUCAGUGGGGAACAGCAGCGCUCCUCAACGGCAGGGAACAGACUGAAUAGCAGGAGUCAAGAACUGUGAAAACCAUGUUGAAAGGGGGCACCGCCAAGGCGGCACUGCCCAGGAUGGGAGCCCCGGAGCGGGCAAAGCUGUCUACCAACACCUCCCAAACCUCCUACUCCAGCAAUAUUGGUAUGAAGAUCUCCAGAUCGUCCAGCACCAUCGCUUCAGAGCUGCGACUCAAUAAGAUGAAGAGGGCGAGCAGUGAUGAUGCUCUGGCUAAACCUGUUCUGGGGUCAGUGGCUGCAGUAUCCCGCUUAAAGAAAACCAUCACCACAGGAGCCAUCUCUGAACUAACAGACAACAGACCACGUAGUGCUUCAGGUGUCCAGUCAACCAAAAAAUCUGGGAUCCCAGCUCCUCGUGAGGUCCCCCAAUCAAUUUCCAGAGAACGUCUCUCAUUACGUGACCAACAGAAAGGCUUUACUACCAAGAAGAUGGUCACCAGUGCCAGCACAUCCAGCCUGUCCACUCUGGCCAAGCACUCCCGUGGAUCUGUCAAGACCAAAGCAGAGUCUGUGGCUUUGGACAAGACCCUGCUGGAGAGUCAGGUAAGGGAGCUCCUGGCUGAGGCCAAAGCCAAAGAGUUUGAGAUCAGUAAGUUACGGACGGAGCUUCAGCGACAUGAUGGAAAAGGUUCAUCGCGGGCGGGGAUGGUGGAAGAGAUGUCAGAGGUUGAGAGGACAUCAGCACAGCCUGGUGACAUCCAGCUGCUUUUAGGGGAACUGAGAGAAAAGAAUGGGCGUUUCCAGCGUGAGUUGGCAACCUUGCGGGAAGAGAACCAGGCUUUAAAGCUGAAGCUUAUUGCAUUGGAGAGCACAUCCUUAUCUAUUGGAAAUAACACAAGCAUCACAACACCACUCGAGCAUUCAGUUAAUGGGGUUUUGCCAGACAACAACACUUCUGAUAUAGCCACUAUCAGUGCAGUCAAUGGAAGCCACCUUAAAACUUCAGUGUCAUCAUGUAGUGACACCACCAAAAGCUCUCUAUUACCUUCCUCAGAGUUUGAGAAGAUUCCAUCAUGCUCAGACUCGGUUAGUGGCAGCAUUAAGGGUGUUUUCUCCAGUGGUGUGGUGAAUGAGAUCUCAGUGGAGUCCUUGAAGGACCUCAUUAUGAAGAUGGAAGACAGUCACCACAGUACGGCUGAAGAACUUCAAGCCACUCUACAGGAGCUUGCUGACCAACAGCAGGUUGUCCAAGAACUAACAGCUGAAAAUGAGCGUCUAGCAGAGGAGAAGGGCCCCUUACAGACCUCCCUGCAGCAGCAACGUGAAAGUGCGGAACUCUUGGCCCAACAGAAUGAAUCUCUUCUUCAGAGGCUAAGAGAUCAAGCUCAGAGUCAAGAAGCCGAGGCCUCUCGUGCCUCUCGAACUGCAGAGCUUGAGCAGCGACUGGCUGAGCAGGUGGAGAGCUCCUGCUUUGAAAGAGAGAAACUGGUGGACAUCCAGCAGCAGUUGGCAGGAAGUCUUAGAGCUUUGGAAAAGGAACAUAAGGAGGCACAAGCAUCUGUGAAGAGCUUAAAGGAAGAGGUGGAACUUCUUCAAGAGCGUCUUGAGAAGGAGAAGGUUGCUGGAGAUGAGGCAAUGAGGAAAGCUGAGGAACUGCAACAGGCCACAGAGGCUCUGAGAUCAGAGAAUCUUUGUCUGAAGGCACAGGUGGAGUCAGAGAGGCAGAAGGUAGCUGAGCUAAAGGCGGUGCACAAUGCCAGUGAUAACACAGAGUUGCAAAGUCUGCUCAAAGGGGCGCAUGAAGACAGAGACAAGCUGGAGGUCAGCUGCACGGAGCUACGACAAGAGCUAGAGCAGUCACGCAGUAAAACUGAGUGUGCUCAGGGUGCGCUGGCGAAGGUGGAGGCAGACAGACAGCAGCUGCUGGAAAAUGUGGAGAAACAGGAACAAGAUCAUAAAGCCUACACACUCGCUCUAGAGGAGAAAAGCCAAGAUAAUGAGAACCAAAUCAAGGACCUGAAAGAGACUAUAUUUGAGCUGGAGGACCAGGUGGAGCAGCAGCGGGCGGUUAGACUGCACACCAACCAGAACAUUCUGGACCUGGAGAAUCAAACCAGGAGGUUGGAAGAAAGCAAUGCUGAGCUGGAGAAGCAAAUUAAAGCCAUGAAUAAACAGAUGAAGGAUGAGACAGAAGAGUGGCGGCGUUUCCAGGCCGACCUGCAGACAGCAGUGGUGGUUGCUAAUGACAUAAAGGUGGAAGCUCAGCAAGAACUGCGCACACUUCGCAGACGUCUGCAGGAGGAGGAGGAGCACAGUGCCAGAUUAACCUCAGAGCUGGAGCAGAUCCGAGGGUCCAGGUCAUGGAGUAAGGAUGUUAGUCUUUCUGACUCCGAUGGCAGUCCACACUGGAACCGUAUGUCCUUGUCCCAGAUACCUGGCGGAUUCCUGACUAAUGGGAGUGGAGGCAGAACCCCUUCAGAGCCAGAAGCCACAGUCAAAUCUCUUAUCAAGUCUUUUGACACAACUUUACCAAAUGGACCUAGUAGCUCAGUACAGAUCCAUACAUCUCCCAGAUGCCCCCUGAGUGGCAUACCAGUCCGUAUAGCCCAUGCUGCUACUGUCUCACCUAUGCAGAGGUACUCUGGAAUCAAACCACUGUCAAAGGCCCUGGGGAGAAGAAUGGCCUUUGGAGAUUUCCCUCACACUGGGUCAUGUGAUGAACUGAAGCCCUCAUCUCUUAUGAGAAAGAGUACUUCCCUGGAGUCAAUGAUUAAAACUCCAGCUCAUUUUAACAGCCGAACCUCCUCAUUUACUUACAACAGGGUCAACAGCAAACUCAAUGUGGAAAGAACAGACCCUCUGUCUGCUCUGGCGCGGGAGUAUGGUGGAUCUAAGAGGAACGCUCUACUGAAGUGGUGCCAGAAGAAAACAGAGGGCUAUCCGAAUAUAGAUGUUACAAACUUCAGCAGCAGUUAGAGUGAUGGCCUGGCAUUCUUUGCUCUGCUGCACACCUACCUUCCUGCACACAUCCCUUACCAGGAGCUCAUAAGCAAAGACAAGGGGAGAAAUCUCACUCUGGCUUUCCAAGCAGCCGAAAGCAUUGGCAUCAAGCCGUCUCUGGAUAUUGAUGAAUUUAUGCACACAGACAGACCCGACUGGCAAAGUGUCAUGCAGUAUGUGUUUCAGAUUUAUAAGUACUUUGAGACUUAAUUCUUGACUGAAGGAAGAGAAUGGUAAAUAUGUGGGCACAGAAGAACUGUUAUGUUCUUCAAUGCAGUGGUUCAAAUGCAAACACAUACCAGUCAGGUUCUCCUCUGAAUGCAACCAGCAUAUCACAUAAUCUCAAUAAUCACACAUACAAUACUUCUAGCCUUGAACAUCUCCUCUUUUCCAUACAAUUUGUCCUACCAUU